AUGACCUUGGACAAAGCAGGUAUUAGAAGCAAAUUCAUCGGCGAAUUCGACGAGUUGGUCAAGGAACUCGUAGAGAUCUUGACCGACUACAAGAUGCCCCAAGAAGCCAUCGACUGGUUUGUGAAGUCUUUGAACUACAACACUCCAGGUGGUAAGUUGAACAGAGGAUUAUCCGUGAUUGAUACCUACUGUAUUUUGAAAAAUACCCCAUUGGAGGAGUUGUCCGGCCCAGAAUACAAGAAGGUUGCACUCUUGGGUUGGUGUAUUGAAUUGUUACAGGCAUACUUCUUGGUAGCUGAUGAUAUGAUGGAUCAAUCCAAGACCAGAAGAGACCAGCCAUGUUGGUACUUGGUCCCUGGUGUCGACAACAUUGCCAUCAACGACUCUUUCAUGUUGGAAGGUGCCAUCUACAUACUCUUGAAGAAGUACUUCCGUCAAGACAGCUACUACGUCGACUUAUUGGAUUUGUUCCACGAGGUGACCUUCCAAACUGAAUUGGGUCAAUUAUUGGACUUAAUCACCAGUGACGAACAAAACGUUGACUUGGACAAGUACACGUUGGAAAAGCAUUCGUUCAUUGUCAGAUUCAAGACCGCCUACUACUCGUUCUACUUGCCAGUUGCCUUAGCCAUGUUCGUUUGCGGCGUCACCGACGAAAAGGACUUGAAGCAGGCCCAGGACAUCUUGAUCCCAUUGGGAGAGUAUUUCCAAGUCCAGGAUGAUUUCUUGGAUUGCUUCGGUACUCCAGAGCAAAUCGGGAAGAUUGGUACCGAUAUCAAGGACAAUAAGUGCUCGUGGGUUGUCAACCAGGCUUUGUUAAAGGUCAACCCAGAGCAGAGAAAGGUCUUGGACGAGAAUUACGGUCAGAAGUCCGACGAAUGUGAAGCAGUUUGUAAAAAGCUCUUCAAGGAUUUGGGCAUUGAACAAACCUACUUAGACUACGAAGAAUCCGUUGUAGGAGACAUCAAGAAACAAAUCGAAGCCUUGGAUGAGUCCAGAGGUUUGAAGAAACAAGUCUUGUACGAGUUCUUGGGCAAAGUUUACAAGAGAAGCAAGUGA
Dujonia railenensis is the source of this 1059-nucleotide messenger RNA. Lineage: Eukaryota; Fungi; Ascomycota; Pichiomycetes; Serinales; Debaryomycetaceae. The record is from the annotation of a GenBank genome assembly.